This is a messenger RNA of Silurus meridionalis, 3455 nucleotides long. RefSeq names its product gap junction protein alpha 8 paralog a (gene gja8a). Gene Ontology annotation, biological process: cell communication. Gene Ontology annotation, cellular component: connexin complex. The record is from RefSeq and is a predicted model, not a curated record. NCBI's taxonomy places the organism in Eukaryota, Metazoa, Chordata, Actinopteri, Siluriformes, Siluridae. The transcript is spliced from 2 exons. The coding region runs from base 257 to 3241 and encodes 994 amino acids.
UUGAUCCUAUUGUCUCCUGCCGUUCCACACGUGGUCCAGCGCAUAAAGGGCGUCUGGCUGGAAGCUUAUACUUGAAAAGCAGCUAUCACAGUCCAUCCAUUCACAUCUGCUCAGUGAGGCGACAAGGACUAAUAGUGAGGCUGGGUGAACAGGACAUGAGCAGUUCACUUUGUCCUGGCAGCAGAGAGGAGAAACCAACUAAGCGACUGACCAGAACGCCACUGGAGCUCCCACUACCAAGAGUUAAGAGUCCAUCAUGGGAGAUUGGAGCUUCUUAGGUAAUAUUUUAGAAGAAGUGAAUGAACAUUCAACUGUAAUUGGCCGUAUUUGGCUUACAGUGCUCUUCAUCUUUCGCAUUCUUAUUCUGGGCACGGCAGCAGAAUUUGUCUGGGGAGACGAGCAGUCCGAUUAUGUGUGUAAUACAAAGCAGCCUGGAUGUGAGAAUGUAUGUUAUGAUGAGGCGUUCCCUAUCUCACAUAUCCGCCUUUGGGUGCUGCAGAUUAUUUUUGUGUCCACGCCUUCAUUAGUUUACAUCGGUCAUGCAGUCCAUCAUGUCCACAUGGAAGAGAAACGCAAAGUGUUAGAGAAUGCCAAACAUCAGUGCCAGCAAGAACUGUACAGCAAACAACUUCCUGUUGCCGCAAACCAGAGAAGUGUUCACACGACCAAGGACACUGGAACAAACAGGAAUAAAAAAAUCCCACUUGAAGGCACUCUGCUCUGCACAUACAUAUGCCAUAUCAUUUUCAAAACACUAUUUGAGGUAGGAUUUCUCGUGGGGCAGUACUUCCUGUAUGGCUUCCACAUCCUUCCACUGUAUAAGUGUAGCCGCUGGCCUUGCCCUAACACAGUGGACUGUUUUGUCUCACGCCCAACUGAGAAAACUAUCUUCAUCAUGUUUAUGCUUGUCGUUGCAUGUGUCUCACUUUUCCUGAACUUUGUGGAGAUUAUCCAUCUAUGUUUGAAGAAGAUUCAAUUUGGGUUCUUUCAGUCAGCUCCAGCCCAGGUUGUAUCUCCUGAGAGAAGCUUGCCUUUCCUUCUUAGUGCUCCAUUACAUAAACCAAAAGGCUACAGGCAACUUGAAGAGGAUAAAAAAGAGGGUGAGGUUGCACACAUCUACCCGUUAGCUGAAGCAGAUAUAGAGGAUGGCUUGCUAUCUCUGAAGUUAAAGACAAAAAGAACAAAUGAAGGAUUAUUUCCUACAGCGCCCCCUAUGAAGGAAUCAGUGAUUUAUAAUGAAAUGAUCCCAAACUACCCUAAGGUCACAGAAACUAUCCUUGAGCUACCACCAACCAAACAAAAGGACUUAUGUCGAGACUUUGAUGAGGUGGACAGUUCCAUCCUUAUGAUUCCCUUGAAAGUAAUACUGGAAAAGAGAACAGAGGAAGAACAAGGCAUGGAGGAGACACAGACAAUUGGUGAUGUAAAACAAGAGGUCGUAAAGCAAACAUACAACAUAGGAGACUUAGUAACUGAUCAGCAACUGAAUGUGGAGAUUGAGUCAGGACAGUGUGGAUCAGAGGCUAUAGGAUUUAUAGAGGUACAUAGAGAAGAUUCCAAAAAUGUUAAGGGGUUGGUAGAAGUCCCAGAAAAGAUUGAUAAAUGUAUAAAAGUACCAGAACAUGUUGGAGAGGUUCCAGGAUUUCCAGACAAUAUUGUGAAGGUUGUAAAAGUACCUAAGAUUGUUAAAGCAGUGGUAGAAAAUCCAGAAGAUGUUAAAGCAGUUAAAGAAGAACCAGAAACUGUUAAGGAGGAUGUAGAAGUACCAGGAAAUAUUAAGGAGGUUGUAGAACUACCAAAAACUAUUGAAGCAGUUGAAGAAGAACCAGAAACAGUUGAGGAGGUUGUCAAAGUACCAGCAAAUAAUAGGGAGGUUGUGGAAGUACCAGAAACUGUUGAAACAGUUGUAGAAGUACCAAAAAAUUGUGAAGUUUUAGAAAUACCUGCAACUGUACAAAAGGUUAUAGAAGUACCAAAAAACUUUAAAAAGGUUGUAGAAGUACCAGAAACUAAUAAAAUAGUUUCUGAGAAACCAGAAUCUGUUGAAAAGGUUGUAAAAGUUCCAGAAAAUAUUAAUGAGGUUGUAGAACUACCAAAAACAGUUGAGGAGGUUGUCGAAGUAUCAGCAAAUAAUAAAGAGGUGUUGGAAGUACCAGAAACUGUUGAAACAGUUGUAGAGGUACCAAAAAAUGUUGAAGAAGUGGUAGAAAAAACAGAAACUGUUGAAGAAGUUGCAGAAGUAUCAGAAACUGUUAAAGCAGUUGUCAUGGAACCAGAAACUAUUGUAGAAGCAUUAGAUAAUAUAAAGGAGGUUGUAGAACUAUCAGAAACUGUUAAAGAACCAGAAACUGAUGAAGUUUUAGAAAUACCUGCAACUGUACAAAAAGUUGUAGAAGCAACAAACAACCUUAAAGAGGUUUUGGAAGCACCAGAAACUAUUGAAACAUUUGUAGAGAAACCCGAAACUGUUGAAAAGUUUGUAGAAGUACCAGAAAAUAUUAAUGAGGUUGUAGAACCAGCAGAAACAUUUGAAGCUGUUGCAGAAGAACCAGAAAAUAUUAAAAAGGUUUUAGAAAUACCAGCAACUGCUAAAGAAGUUGUAGAAAUACCAGAAGAUUUCCAAGCAAUUGGCAAAAUUCCGAAAUUUCAAGAACAGGCUGGAGAUGCCCCAGAAAAGGAUCUUGUGGAAGUUUCAGCAGAUUAUCCAGUGAGUGAAGAACUGUCAGAGAUAGAAGAGCUUACAAUAGAAACUAAGAGUGUCUCUUCAGUAGAUGAGAAAGCUGUAGAUCCUGUAUGGAGGGAGAAACCUUUACAUCUUUUGAAAUCUGUAGGGGAGGGGAAUGUAUCUAGGGAAAUCAAAAACUCAUAUAUAGAAGACACACUCAAACUAGAGACAAUAGACCUUUCACCUAAGGUGGAGUCAAUAGAAGAUACCAUCAAUACAAAUGAUGUAGAAGAUAUCAAUAAUGCUGUGAACACUGAUAACUUAGUCAGUGAGAUGGCCAAUCCAGAGAAGGUAAACAGCGCUGGAGCCCAAGACAGUCAAGGGAAAACUAGAGAUCAUGGGAUAUCUGAAAGUUUAGAAGUGAAGGUGGGGUUGCCAGAGAUGCAGACACCCAAAGAUAGGAUUUUAGACCAUCUUACACCUCCAGCAGCAACAGAGGCAGUGGGAAAUACAAGACAGCUGAGCUGUAUUAGAAAAGCAAGUAGUAAAGCGAGGUCAGAUGAUCUUACAAUAUAAGAAAUUUUACUAGAGCUAAAACAUAGAUAAGUUUAUUUUUAAAACUAUAAAAGCAAUAAGCAGCAUAUUUGUUUUUGUUUUAUACACCUGUCAUUUCAUUUAACUGCAAAGUGUUCAGCGUAUUUCUGAUAUUCUUGUUCCAUGUAUGCUAACUGAGGACAAGCAUUCAAAAACCAUGAUUAAAUAAUAUUUAAAUAGAAUUAAAACUUAGAGC